GGCAAAGUCAGACAAAUAUGUGCAGGUAAGAUGAUGGAGCAUUCUGGAAUCGUGCGGCCACUUUUCCUCAACUUCUGUAUUCAUUUCUAAGUUUGAGGCCCUACAGGCUUAAAAAUGACAUCACUAGAAUCAGAUGGUGCCUAUUGGAAAGCUGGGAUGCCCACGAAACGCCGGGUUGGCCCUGAUAACGGUAAAAAUAAGAUGGGGAAACGGUCGACAGCUGUCGCUCCUGAAAAUAUGUUGGAGAUAGGCAAAAAUGAAAAAAAUGAUCGCAAACUCAGCAGUUAUUCUACAAAUAGCGAUUCCAGCAAUUUUAGCAUGAUGGGGAACUCGAAACAUAAAACUGGCCGAUGUUAUGUUGAUCCUGUCUCUCACAGGGGAAAAACAAUCCAGAUGUUGACAAUGCUCAUUAUGACCUUCAUCCCAAUAGCUGGUAUGGUGGCAUAUGGUAUUUCCUAUGUAGCAAAUGCCAUAGAUGCCGAGAACCAGCUUCACAUUAUAGAACGCCAGGUUGACUCCGUAAAGGCGACCGAUGAGCUGGUGCAUGCACUGCAACUAGAACGUGCUGCGACUGUGUAUGUUCUGGCAACAAAUGGAUCGGAUACAUGGAGCCUUAACAAGUACUACAACGAGACCGACCAGGCAUUACUGAGCACUGUUGACUGGCUAAAAGAUCUGGACAUUGUAAGCAUAAAGGAAUACUCGACCAAAGAGGAUUUUCAUGAGCAUUUACAAUUCCAUCGCACACACCUACAAGUGAACCACACUUUCAUAUACAGAGAUAUGUCCUUCUACACGGAAGCCAUUAGAUUAAUGGUGGACUUUCUUAUCGCCUUUACGCAGGACGCAAAGCAUGGUAUCAUCUGGCGUCCCCUGGUGGCUAGUAAAAUGAUCAUCAGAGCAAAUGAGAACAUUGGAAAGGUUCUGGCAGCAGGGAUAGACUAUUUCAUUAAAGGAGCACUUCCCCUUGAAGACUACAGAUUUUUCGUCAGCAAUGUGGCCUUGGCGAGAGACAAUAUAGCGACAUUCCAAAAAUAUUCAGAAACUGCAACAAAACUCUACGAGGAAAUCUACCUGACGAAUACCAACUUACAAACUUCAGUAGAGACUUACCUGGACCUCGUAAUUGCUAACAAUAUUACUGAAGAAUGCCUGCCAUGUGCUAUCAACUUUGACCUGAACAUAUCAGAAUAUCUUCAUAUACUGAAAGUCAUCAAAGAGGCAGUGAAAAAGGAAAUCAUUGAUCUGGUGAUCACUGAAAUGGCCAAGGCAAAAAGUGAUGUUGCAAUAGGUGUGAUAACAUUCUGUAUCAUGUUCACCUUGUCUCCAGUUGUGGUUACUAUGGUGCACCGGUUGACAUCACGUCUCCAAGGUUACGCAAAGGAUGUGUCAAUCAAAUCACAAGAGUUAAAGAAAGCUAAGAAGCGUUCAGAUGAGCUACUCUAUCAAAUGUUACCCAAGACAGUUGCACAUCAGUUGAAACACAACCAAUCGGUUAGUGCAGAAUACUUUGAUGACGUCACUGUAUUCUUCAGUGAUAUCGUUGGCUUCACAAGUCUGAGCGCUAUCAGUUCCCCCAUGCAGGUGGUUGACUUUCUCAAUGCUCUCUAUAGCUUCUUUGACCGCAAGAUCCAGAAGUAUGACGUAUACAAGGUUGAAACUAUCGGAGAUGCGUAUAUGGUUGCCAGUGGCGUACCUCAACAGAAUGGCAUCUAUCAUGCGCAAGAGAUCGCACUCCUGGCUCUGGACUUACUCGAGGGUACCCAUACCUUUCAGAUUCCACAUCUCCCUAAUGAGAAAUUACUCAUGCGUGUAGGCUUACACUCAGGUAAAUCGCUACAACUGAGGAUAGGGCUGCAUACUGGACCCUGUGCGGCAGGUGUGGUUGGUAGUGCUAUGCCAAGGUAUUGUCUGUUUGGUGACACUGUCAAUACAGCAUCAAGAAUGGAAUCAAGUGGACUUCCUUUAAAGAUCCAUGUGAGCAUUAAUUGCAAGCAAACGCUAGACAAAAUUGGUGGAUUUUUGACGGAAUACAGAGGCACAAUUGACUUAAAGGGUAAAGGCCCAAUGGAGACGUACUGGCUAAAUGGGAAAAUCGGAAAUGUUAAAAGAGGUGCACGUGUUCCGAUUCAAAGCGAUUACGUUAUGCCAAGAUCUGACUCUCCGCCUCUAGGAUACAAAGUCCCCCAAAUUGAAUCACUCACGAUGGGCUACAAAAUCCCAGAUGUAGAUAUCGACUCAAAGCGACCUGGUUACAAGAUACCAGAAGAAGAUGAGAAAGUAGAUGAAUAUGGUAUUCCCUGUGUUCCAAGCACAUUCCCCUAUGCUGAUGUGGAAGCAUUUGAAGGUACUAGCAGUGUGGUACAAGGCAAAAUGAUCGGAAAUGUCAUUUCUUCAGAGCCCCAGUUGAAACAGCGUCGUCCACUGACCUCAGUGAAUGAUGCAGGAGUUUCCAUGCCAUCUACUAGCUCAAUGAAGGUGUCAGAAAAUGUUGGAAGCGGGUACAAAAGUGAAGGAAUUUUCAGUAGAUCCACUAACAUAUACGAUCAAGCAUCUCUUUACUUCUCUAGUUGUGGCACAUCUAGAGUUCAGCAUUUCCAACAAGAGGAGAUGAUCACACCCCAAGAAGAAUUAUUUGAGGGAUAUGAUGGAAAGACAAUUGUAUUGUAGGUUUAUUCUAGAUGCAAUCCAAAGCUUAUUCUAAGUGCAAUCUAAGGCUUAUUAGAGUUAUAAUCAUUGGCUUAUUCUAAGUUCAAUUCUAAGACUUAUUUUAUGUGUUAUCUUAGGCUUAUUUUAUGUGUUAUCUUUGGCAUAUUUUACAGUGUUCCUAACAAUUGCAUUCAUUCAGCCAAUUUCUAUCUAAUUUUGUCUUCUAGUUAUCAGUCAAACUAGGUUCUAUAUCAUUUGGCAUACAGAAUUACUUAAAUGAAUGAACAUUGACAUUAUAUAGUAUGAAUAUGGUACAGUUAUAUAUUAAUUGUUGUUUUUAUUUAAUAAAUAUAAUUAAUGUAGCAGUGGCACAAACAAAGGUUUGUUAUCGUGGAAAUUUGAUUUAUUUUUUGCAUUAUAAUAAAUUAACAAAGUUCAAAU
Molecule: messenger RNA, 3090 nt
Organism: Owenia fusiformis
Lineage: Eukaryota; Metazoa; Annelida; Polychaeta; Sabellida; Oweniidae
Source: the annotation of a GenBank genome assembly